Molecule: messenger RNA, 6579 nt
Organism: Gambusia affinis (western mosquitofish)
Lineage: Eukaryota; Metazoa; Chordata; Actinopteri; Cyprinodontiformes; Poeciliidae
Product: carboxyl-terminal PDZ ligand of neuronal nitric oxide synthase protein-like
Exons: 13
Coding region: 496-2709 (737 amino acids)
Molecular function (GO): nitric-oxide synthase binding
Source: RefSeq, a predicted model, not a curated record
AGAGAUGAUGGAAUGGAGAAGGGGCAGGUACGGGAGUUUGAGCCACUCCUCCAGCAGAGCCCCGGUGCGCCCAUGUUCCAAUGGAAACAGGUGGGAUUCCUGAACUCUCCAAUCACACCCGCCCUAUGCUGUAGAGCAGGGUGGAGAGUGCAGAAGUCCACAACCGGAGGCAGGACUCAACCAACUUCUACGUUGCGAACAGGAAAAGUCGGGAAAACACAUCUUCCCCCGCAUGACGCCAUCUGACUUGGCCUGCAUGUGUCCGCAGAGCGUUUCCUGCAGUUCACCGGAGCGCUGCUGAAGUUCUCCCCGUCGUUCGGGCUGCUGUGUAGGCGGCGUCGGAGCGUCGCUGCGCUCGGGACGCCUCGCUGCUAUGAAGAACACCUACUGACCGGAUAUUCGGAUUGUUUUUCUUGGAUUUAUCCCUUUCCAGUCGGCCUGGCUAUUAUCCUGGUUACGUUCUCCUAUAGUGUGGAUAUAUAAACAGUUGGGAAAAUGCCUGGGAAAACCAAGUAUAACCUCGUUGAUGACGGACACGAUUUGAGGAUCCCGUUGCACAACGAGGAAGCAUUCCAGCAUGGGAUCAACUUCGAAGCAAAGUAUAUCGGCAGUCUGGAUGUGACUCGGCCGAGCAGCAGAGUGGAGAUUGUUGCUGCCAUGAGACGGAUCCGGUAUGAGUUCAAGGUGAAAAACAUCAAGAAGAAGAAAGUACACAUCGUUGUGUCAACAGACGGAGUCAAGGUUACCUUGAGAAAAAAGAAAAAAAAGAAAGAGUGGACCUGGGAUGAGAGCAAGUUGAUUGUAAUGCAGGAUCCAAUUUACAGAAUAUUCUACGUUUCUCAUGACUCGCAAGAUUUGAAGAUCUUCAGCUACAUUGCCAGAGAUGGUCAGAGCAAUGUUUUCCGCUGUAAUGUGUUCAAGUCCAAGAAAAAGAGUCAGGCCAUGCGCAUCGUCCGGACAGUUGGCCAGGCGUUUGAGGUUUGUCAUAAACUGAGUCUACAGCAUACACAGCAAAACGCAGAUGGAAAGGCGGACUGCAACGGUGAAAAAAAUGGUGGCGAUUCCUCUGCUCGGGAGGUAACAGGUGCAGAGAAGACUCCAGCGAGCGUCGCGGAGGAAACAGACAUUGAUGCCGAAGACGUGGUCCAGGUGCCGACGGCCGAGGACUUGAACCUCAACAGAGGAGUGACAGAUCUCGAUGCCACUGCCAAGACACCUGACUUAACCCAGUCAGAAAAUAAGGUUUUGGAGGAGCCUUCUCUUCUGAUGUCCAGUCCCAGGAUGCUGCUCCCAGCGUCGGGCACGCUGCCUCCCGGGGCUCCAUUGUCUGUCCACCACCAGCUCCAGCUGCUCCAGCAGCAGCUUCAGCAGCAGCAGCAGCAGACUCACGUCGCUGUAGCACAGGUCCAUCUUCUGAAGGACCAGCUAAGUGCCGAGGCCACUGCUCGGCUGGAGGCCCAGGCUCGAGUCCAUCAACUGCUGCUCCAGAACAAAGACCUGCUGCAGCACAUCUCCCUGCUGGUUAAACAAAUCCAAGAGCUUGAAACCAAGAUGGUUGGACCAAAUUCCAUGGGCUCUCAGGACAGUUUGUUGGAGAUCACUUUCCGAUCCACGGUACCUCCAGUGAUCUGUGACGCUACCACACCCAAAUCCGAGGUGUCAGACUUCAACCUCUCUGCACUUGGCACUGGUGACGGAACCAGCAACGCCUUUUCCUCUACCAACGGGACUCUGGGAAGCCCCCUAGUUGAUCAGAGUUUGUUUGAGAACUCCAUUGCCCAGAAGCAGAGCCCUCAGACCUCCAGAACAGGUCAGCACUCCACCCGAUCCCUCUCAGCAUCCAUUAAUUCCAAUUCUGGCUCCACCUUCAUCGACUCUCCAUCCUCUGGAGGACAGCAAAGGCUGAAAAAUGCCAUUAACCUGGGCAAGGCAGUUGGGGCAAAGGUUAACGACCUGCUGAGAAGAAAGGAGCCGAGCCACCUUGGAGACAUCGGCGUCACUGAGGUCAACAAGAAUGUUGGCGCAGUUUGGAGCUGCAUGGACAAACUUGGCCACAAUUCUGCCAGCAGCCACAUGUUUGACUCCUUUCCUCGUCUCAACCCACCGCCGCCAACAGGAAAGAAGCGCGUCCCUCGAGCUCUGAAGACGACCCAGGAUAUGAUGAUCUCCUCUGACCCUGUAGUCGCCUCACCAGAGCCGGCAGAUUCUCCCCCCUUCCUGCCCUCCCCUGAAGAAACAUCUCAGGGCCCCAACGAGGAGAGGAAGAGUAAGGAAAAGCUCCAAGGAGGGAGUGAGGAGCAGGAGGAGAGGUCGACAGAAAUCACAGAGCUGUCCGGUCUGGUGGAGAACAAAGCCGAUUCAGAGACAGAGGAGAUCAAAUCCACUACUGAUGAAGUCAAAGAUGGGGAGGAGGAAAAAGGGAGCCUAGAAGGAGGUGAGGAGGAUCAUCGACAGCAGCUUCAGCUUUCUGUGCCAGACCUCAUCAACAAGGAUCCUCCUUCGGAAUCCCAAGCCAAACCCUGCGACGUCUGGCAGAGGGCAUCCUCGCCAGACUCCCGGCUCUCCUCCUCUCCGAUUUUGGGCAAGGCUCCCUGCCGCAUCAGCCUGGGGGAGGAGGUCCUGCUUGGACACAGCGCCCCCUGCAGUAAAGACUCAGGAGGAGGCACUGAGGAGGCAGAGGCUCACCCAGACCUGCUAUCCUUUGAAUAACUCAAAGUUUUACUGUGGCUUUUAAAUGUAUCCGCCACCCUGCUUUAGUUUAGGACAAAGAGAAGAGAUGCUUUUCAGAAGCAAGGCAGGCUUGAAGACCUGCUGCUUUUCAAACUUUAUAUCAGCUUUUUAAACGGUUUCGUCACUGGUUUGAGGUCAGUCAGACUAAAUAAAUUAGAUAUUUUAUGCAUAAAAAUACACAGGAAAAGACUGGCUGUUUGCCAUCAUUUCUGGCUCAUGAUGCAAAAAUGAGCCAGAAAAAAUAGAGUAAAAAACAAGGGCCAUUAUUUUAUUGCAGUUUCAGUUUUUAAAAUAAAGUUAAAAAAACAAUGUUCAUAUUCCAUAAAAAAAAAAAAUUUGUAACUUUGACCUUUAAAAGUUUCCUGUCUGCUUUAACAAUGAAAUGACAACCUGAUUAUGUAUUAAUGAAUGUAUUUAGUGUGGUCACAUUACCUUUAGAUGGGUUAAAGAUUUAUAGAUAUGAACAAAACCUUGAAAUCCUUGAAAACCACACCAUUUUUGAUGCAUAAAAGGGUUUAUUUUUUAAGUGUGUUACUAAGCUGCUGCAUUAAAGCCAGUUAAAAACUGCAAAAAGUAUAUAUGUUAAAUAGAAAUAUAUAUUUUACAUUUCAGAAUUUUAACUACAUGGUAAAGAUUUUUAGUUUUUUUUUUUUUUCUUUUCUCAGUUGUUUAUAGCAGUCUGGAAAGCAUGCUCAGAAAAACAAAACAGGAAGUGAGAAUUAAAGGCUUAAAAGGAUGUGUUUGGGAUUGAACAGGUAGGGUGAAUAUCACUGUCACAGCACGUCUGCAACCUCCCGUUUCUAAAAAAAAAAAAAAAUCAUUCUGAAUCAAAGUUUUUUAACUCCACUUCAAGAUGAUUGAACUCUCCAAAAGAAGCUUUUUGUGUCAGUUCUGUGCUGAAGCUGGCUUUUCUCAAAGCUGAAUUUGAAUCAGUUCCAUAGAAAUCUCACUCGUCAUUUAAAAACAAUAUUAAAUCACCAAUGCCUUAAUCUGUAAAAUAUACAUCCUCUGAAAUAUAUGAAUAAGAUGACUAUUUUUAGGACUAAAACAAAUUUGACAUACUUGACCGUAUGAGCUAAAAUCCGCUGCUAUACUGUAACUAAAGGCCAAGGAGUGAGAAGAAUUGAAUUACCGGUCUGUGCAGCUCGGAUGUGCAAAGACAGGUUGUUCCACAUAUUAGCUGGAGCGACUAAACAUCUGUUCAGGCUAUAAAUCUGUUUUCUUCCUUCCACACCCAAUAAAUUAAUUAGCCGUUAAUACUUUGAUGCGAAACGGAUCAGUUUGGUGCGCCUCUCUCCAGAAACAAACGAUGAAAGGUUGUUUCUCUGCUCGGACCUGAAAUGUGCGUGACUUCAUAUUCCAUCACCCUACAGAUGGAGACGGGACUGAAAGACGUCUGAAUGAGUGUUUUUUAGAAAAGUGAUGAGGGGUUUCUGAGUUAAAGAGAGGGCAAGGUAAUGAGCUGUCAACAGGAAGGGAUGAAAGAGGUGUCUUUUUAUUCAAGCGAAUCCUAAACUGACAGACCAAAGACGGAAAUUAACAGCUCAGUCAGACAGGUUGUUUUAUCACUUUUCUUUACUUGUCAGAGGAGAAAAAAAAAAAGCAAUAAUAUGGAGGAGUAUUUUUUGUUGUUGUUGCUUAAAAAGAUGAAAGCCAAAGUGUGAACUUCUACCAUUUCUUUGUAGAUGAUGUCCAUGUCUUUAUUCUUCAAAAGACGGAUGCUGACUCAGGUGCUUGUUACACGUAAGCUGGCAUUGAGAGAAAUUAUUAAACCUUAAUUCACAGCUGUUUGUCAAAGCAGGUAGAUUGGAGUCUGGUUGCCGUGGUUACUUUAACACAAAUCAAGCACUAAGAAGAAGAAACCUGUAAUUUUCUAACCUUGUAUUCUGAAGAUGCUCUGCAGAUUUCUGCUUCUGGGUCUUGAGGCGUUUAACACCCUGGAUAUAUUUUUUGAGCAGAGAACUAAAGUGCAGAAUGCCAUGAAUUUCUCAGAAGAAGCUGAGACCAAAAGCAGCACCAGCUGAGAAUGAGAGGAAUGUGUAGCUCGUACUUACGAGGGAAAAAAAGCAAGCUUUGUCUGUUUUUUUUUUUUUUCUUGUUUUUUUCUGAAUGUGUCUGAGGCACUGAACUGUAACCAAGCAGCUGAGGCCUCCUCUACGGUUCUGAAUCAUGCUCCAAUUUUUUUUUAUUUAUUUAUUUUUUUUUUUUUCUGGCAAAUUACUCAGAGCUGCAGAUGUUUGAGUAGAAAGCACUCCAAAAAGAGAGAUAUUUUUAUACAUAUCUAAAAAAAAUUAGCUUUAAAGUUAUGGGGAACUGAAUCCUUGGAUAUGCAAAUACCAUAUCCAGGUUUCUGACCAUUGCUUGUAGGAAUGCACUACAUGCACAGGUCUUAAUAAGUACCUUAUUUUUUAUUGCAGAAUAAGACAAACUUUCUUGUAAUAUUUGAAGUAGUUUGGAUCUGUAGUUUCUAGGCUUCUGAAGGUUUUCCUAAAAAGCAAUUAUUUGAACUUUUACUUAUUUUUCAGUCAACAUUAGCCUAUUAACUAUGACCAAUAAAUGAUACAGACUUAAAAAGGUUGUUAAUGUCAAGCGAUAACCCAGCAGUGUGUUGACAGGGCUUUUUACCAGAGGCCUGCCAUAAAUACAAAGUUGCUUCCUGUCAUUUAACUGAAUUUAAAACUUUGAUGCAUUUUGGUUGUCAUGGAUCUAUUUUUUUUUUCCCCCCAAUAAUUUUUUGUCUUCAACUUCUCCCUCUUCCGCUUUGGAUUAUACAUGACACCAACAGCUAAGAUAUCUUCAAUUUGAGUGAUUUUGCAGGAUCUCUUUGCGGUAACAUCCAGUCAGUAUUUCCUCCUUACAGUGAGUCUGUCUACUUAGUCAUAUCUAUUUUAGCUAUGUGGAAAAACCUCAUUGUGGGGAAUAGCUAUCCAGUUAAAUCUGGUUUGCAUCACAAGCUCCAUCCUGAAGGUUAAGGGAAGCAUAAGUCAUUAAGGGUUUCUGUGCACCGUUGAUAUUCAUGGAAUUUACUCUUAGCAUGUUUAGAAUCUGCAUAUAGAAAAUAUAAAUGAGUAUGGAGAUGCAUCUUUCCAUAAUUGGAUAUGUUUUUUAUUUGUAAUAAAUCUGUGAAUGGUAAUAAGGGCUGCAAAUUUCAAUAUCAUGAAGUGACUAUUUCAUUAUUUUGACAUAUGAAAGUAUUUUUUAAUAAUAAUUGUCAUUCAGUAUUUAGUAGUGCAUCAGUCUAGGAUCAGGUUUUUCCCAUCCUAAGCCAGUAGACUGCAUCACUUUAAUUAGAAUUUUAGCCUUUAUAUUUCAAGAUCAACAGUGAUCAUAACAAAACCAGUUUGAGGUUUAAUUUUCUUCAAAUAAAUUGAUGAAAUUAUAAUCUCAAGAAACUAAAGCCAUGCUUUCUUGAGAUAACAGAAAUAAAUUGUUGUGAUAUGUCAAACUAAGAUUUUGUCAUUUUAAUAUGAAUUAAUUUCAUGACAAAAGGUCUAUCAAAAAAACAAGUUUAAAUCUAUAGGACGAUUUAGAUUUUCAUAAUUUCAAGAAACUGAUAGGUAAUCAAAGUAAGUUCAUAACAUUCCGUCUUAAGUUAUUGACUGAAAGCACAUUUAAUUUCCAUCACGCACAUUUAGUUACAAGAAAGUUUGUAAGCAAUAUGUUGAAAAAUAAGCCAAGGUUAGUUAAUUUUACAAAUAACAGCUGGAUAAUGUAUAUAAUGGGCAGAUGUACAAGAAGAGAGCAUCAAUAAAACCUAAAAACUAGAAAUCUAUAGUGUUUGUGAAUUCUCUGAAUAAAAACUAGAGAGAGAGCCCUAAGCCUGAUUUUAGUGAGAACUUAUUUUUUUUU